AUGGAGCCAUACACCGUUGCCAGCGCGCCGCCCACAGCCAGCGAGGCUGCAGCGCUUUCACUAACAGAAAAGUUGGCUGCUGUGCUUAGUGAUGACCGUGGGCGAUAUCUCUCGAUGGAAGAAAACUUCUACGACCUGGCACAACAGCUUAACCAGUAUGAAUCUGCAAUGGCCCUGCUGGCUGGAGGCUCCGCGAAACCGGUUCCGGAAGAGGAGGUCGAAGCUAGAAUUAACGAUCGUAUCGAGAGUGGCCGCUGGCGGAUCCCGUAUCCAAGGACCCACCGUAUCACCAUGGCUCUGCUCAAUGAUUUCAUGGAGACUCGGAGAGGCCUUUCGCUGCCGUGGUGGGCUCACGGAAUGCCCUCAGCCAAACGCUGGAAAAAGGGUGCUCCCUUUGGAGUUGACAAGAUGGGAUGGCCUACAUGCAAGCGUCAGAACCUGAAGGGCUUCGCUGCGGGCCGAACGCUGCCGGAGGUGCUUGACGACAUUGAAGUCCAAAUGCAAGUCUUGUUGGAAAGCGUUCUCGUGGGGGAAUUUGGCGUCUGUGGUCCGCACUUUCUCAAGGAGAGUCAGGGUCGCGGCUUCGACUGCGUAGACAGUCAGAACCAGGACCUCAUAUUUCCUCAGUUCUUCGUGUCCACAACCGAGGCCCGCGGUGUCAGGUCCGUGCACCGGGAGAUACUCGAGCGCGACUGUCCGCAGAACUGUGGACCUGGCGGAGAUCCGAUGUCGAGGGAGCGCGUAUGGGAAGCGCUGUCUCAAGACAUGCUGGCGGACGAGCCCGCGUCUCACCUCCUGGCUUACUCGCCACUCCUUCCCGCCUCAACGGAGACCACGCUGUCGCGGCAUCUGUUUUCAGUCGUGCCAGACUGGGCCCAAUUUAGAAAUGGCAGUGCAGACCAAAACGAUGUCGACGCGGCCAUGUCCGUGGCACAGGAAUUCACUGUUCUUCUGAAUGCGUUUUACUCCGAGAUGUUUGUCGCCGGACAAGCAACUGGUGCGACAGAGAAAUUCCACGCCCGGAGCAUUCUUGCUCUUUUCGACGAAUUCGAAAUGACUUUCUGCACGUGGGCAAAGACGCAGGACCUUCCCGCCGCUGAAAGGACCGCUUUUGCAGACUGGAUUUCGCUGAAAAAUGUGAACGGCAAACCCCCAGUCUUCCAUGUCCACGCGGGCAUGACUGUCCGCGCAAUGGAUUUCCUCAACAGCGUCGCGGGCGCUCCGUGGUUGCCGUCGAAACAGUGGUCCCGAGUUGAGCGGCAGCUGGCUGUCCACCCGCUCUCUGACGCGUCCGCCUACCGCGCGGGCACUGCCCAGCUCGCGCGAGUGUCGGCUAAGUUUGUUCAAGCCUUCAUCAGCACUCUGCCGACCGCCCUGCGCGCGACCAUGUUGGCCCUGCUGGGGCGAUGGACCGCCGAGUGGGCGAAGGAACGCGUGACAAGUGCCGAGCAGGAGUUCCUCAAGGGAAAGAAGCAGCUGGAGUCCUAUCCGAACUACUUCGACUUCAAUGAAGAAUCGGGCAGGGCACCCAAGCUGCUGUUCCUCAUGACGUUGCUCGGCGGUCUGAGCCCUGCCGAAGUCGCGGCUCAGAGUGUCCUCGACUUUUUCAAGUCCGGCGCUGGUGCCGACCUCAGCGCGAUAUACUCUCGCUUCACAAAUUCCAGGAAAAAGGGCAUCCGCAAUCUGCAGAUGGGUCGGAUCGUUUAUAUCGGCUCAUGCGACAGAACUGGCCCCAAAUCAUGGUCAGCCUUCGCAGACGAGCGUGGCGUUGCCACCGGGACGAUCCCCCUUUCGCGUUCGUCGUUGAGCAGCGCAUUUGAGUUGGUCGCCGCCGCAAGCUGGAAUGCCCUGGCACCUCUGGCAGCUGCCUCGAGUUUGCUCGACAAAGUCAAAGAGCUGCUUGCCGAGCUGCAGGAGUCCGAAGCAGCAGCUUCACCGCUUGCCCUCUUGGAGUCGGCCUUGGCUGACAGCAAAUUCGGGCACGAUUACCACUGCACCGUUGCCAAGCGCGAAUUGGCACGCUACCUCAGCGCAUCCCGGGGGCGGACAGAAGCGGAAUUGGAUUCGCGCAUCCAGGAAGUGCUGGUGGAGGUUGCCUUCGAAGAACCCAUGUUCAUAAAACAAGUGACUCAGCGUACCGACUCGGGACAGCCGGCGCAGGCCGCGGCCGACUCCGGGCUAAGACGCCGGCUUCACCUUUCUUGCAGUUUUGGGACGGACCCUGAAGAACGCGCAGCAUUCGUCAGCGCUAUUGUCGCCCGUCGACGACGUAGUCGCAUAAUGCAUGGAAUCCGAGGCUUUUUCCGCCGCAUUCGUCGUGGAGUCAGAGGCCUCCUUCGGCGUCGCGUGCAGCCAGCACCUGCAGAUGCUGCCGGUGUCUGCGAACCAGUGCGUCAGUCGAAUAUGCACCUCGUCGCCGCCUCCGUCCGACGCGCAGCAGAGCUGUCCGCGUGGAACACCGCCGCCCUUAGUCGCUUGCAUUUGCCACGUAGUUAUGCUCAGUAUCUGUAUUCGCUGUUGCAAAACCUACCAUCUCUGGCGAAGCCGGUCGACCUUCCUGCACUGGCGGGAGUCUCUGGAAGUGAUAUCAUCAUCGCAACAGACAUCGACGACACGAUGAUUUCCUCGGGAGGGUGGCUGCUACGGAAGCUUUCCGCCUACAUGGGCGGCUCAGAUACAGCCUACGCGAGAGGCAUAGGAUACCCUGGCGUUGGAGCCCUGUACUACUUGCUCACUCUCGGAUUUGGGAAGAAGCUCAAGAUAGAAUCUUCGAAGCCUGUGCAGGGGACAGACGGUCAAGGCGCAGUUGCAGCCCCGUCGCUCAUUGAGCGUUCAAGCGGCGAUGUGCUUCCUCUGGUUUUGCUGACUGCACGUUUGUCGAUGAGGCUCUUGAGGCCGUUUUUCCGGCCCAAGCAACUCUAUCGCCGACUCUCCCACAUCUACAAUUAUGAGAGUGCUCUGCUGACGAGGCGCCUCGACAUUCGUGGCGACCGCCUUGUGAUGGAAAAUGCACAGCCACUCACUAGUGCAGUACGAGGAAAAUCCCAGCGUGGACUGAAUAAAGUGAAGGGCAUUGAGACGUACAUCCGACAGGCAGCAGAGGGCACGGCGGACCGUUCUCUGCCGCUCACACCUGCGACAAAAUUCCUCUUCGCCGGCGACACGUUCGAAAGGGACCUCGAGGUGUGCGUCUCCCUGGGAAUGCGCCAACCUAGGGCACUGCUGGGUUGCCUCAUGCAUAUUGCCUUCAACUCGGCAGAAGACCAGGCAGCAGCUCAGGGCUCCGUUCCUUCGACGCUCGGUGGCCGGGGCUUUGACCGUGAUGCAAAGCUCCCUCACGGCGUCUUCCUUUUCGACCUCGCCAGAAACGAAGCGGUCAAAACUGGUGCCUCCACGAGCGGUGCGAAUCCAUUCUCUGGAGCCCUCGGUGCGUCGAUUCGCUACGCUCUCCGUCUUCCGCAAGACGCACUGCCUUCCUGGGGAGAUGUUCGAUGCGAGCAUGCACAACUGAAGCACACAUGGGUCGCGGCCCAGCAGGUUUCCGCUCGUGUCAAGCGAGUGCUCGGUGUUCUUCGGUUCUCCUGGAAGCGAGACGGCCUCGCGGACCUCCUCGGCAUCGAAUCGACCCCUCCCCUCGUUUUUCUGAAGUGCUCUCACAUUGAGAUGGCGAAACCAGGCGAGCGCCCGGGCGUCCGCUUCCUUCAGCCGACUGAGGAGACGCCAUCCGUCCCAUCCGUGCUCAACGAGAACGGCCAAGUUGUUCCUGAGGCGCUCGGCCUCCCAGUCGUUAUGCACAGGACUGUCCUGGGCGCCGCCACCCUGGCACGCUACCUGAACCUCCUCGACGCGGAGGCCGCCGCCGGCCUCACUGUCACGACUGUUCGCCAACAACGCAGCCUCGGCCCCCCAGUCGCUUCGCUCAGGGCAGAACAAUGGAAAGAGUUAAUGGCAGAUAUGCGGAUGCAGCAUCUCUUAUUCGAGGACGUGCCGCCUGCCGCGUAUCUCGCCACGUACUCCUUCGCAAAAAGCUCCACGCUGUCCCCAGCGGCUGGUGCACGGCUGCGACACUUGACAUGCAGAUCGCAACGCGAGGACUCUUUCCUCAUCUUCAAUGACGUGAUUCGGUCCAAAUUUCCAGUAGCAGAAUCCUAUGAGGCGGCUCUUGUAACAGCAUGGGAAGCUUGGACUCGGAUCGCCCAUCUUCAUUGUACCUACGAGGCACAGUUCUCUCAUCUAUGCACUGCCGCGCAGCCGGAGCUCGAGUUCCUUGCUCACGCAGUGGCACAGGUCCCUUUGUUCGCUGAGCCCGGUGAGGACGGCUCGAGCACAGAAACAUGCCAGCUCCUGAGCGACAACGGGGAAACGUCGCGGACAGCUUUCGAGCCAAUUCUUUUCGGUUUUCUGGCACGUUUAUGUCUCUCCAGUGUCGACGCAUGCGUCCCGUUCCUUGGGCAUCUGCGCGACAUGGCAAAACUUGCAAAGUGGAGAGCAGAGCUCGGUCCAAGUCCUGCCUCAGGAAUGUUGCUCGAAAACUUCAACCUCCCCGUGUACACCCAAAUGGAUGCAAACGGAGACAUUGGCGCCACUCGCGGUCUCUCGGCAAGCGUGAGGACCCUGGUUGUGCUAGGGCCAGCGGAAAAGCAGUCGAAGUGGCCGCGCCUGUACCCGACUGCUUCAUGGAGCGAAACAGCGCGCGUGUGGAAGCAGCUGGACCGUUGCCUUCUGACUCCUCUCGAGCGGUUGGCCGCCAGUGUACGAGAAGCAUUGACUUCCGAUGAUGCCCGUCGCAGGGAUAUUCGUACAGCGGUGCAAAUGGUGGCUCUCGAUUACGAAGGAUCACCUAUCAUCGAUUUGUACACACUCCUGCAGGUCAUUAUCGCGGGAGGUUUCCAGCCCGCUCUCGGAGACGAGUCACGGAACAGUAGAUCAGUGACGGGUGACGGCUAUUAUCACGGAAUCGCUUUCGAAGUUCCAGGCAUGGUCUCCGACAAUGUUACUUCCGAGAAAGAACGCGUCAGUAGGCUCCGUGAGGAACGCGAGAACAGACACCGGACGGCCGUUCUACCCCAGCGAUCCACAUCCCCUGCGUAG
This is a messenger RNA of Besnoitia besnoiti, 5091 nucleotides long. RefSeq lists its product as uncharacterized. The coding region runs from base 1 to 5091 and encodes 1696 amino acids. The record is from RefSeq and is a predicted model, not a curated record. The transcript is spliced from 22 exons. NCBI's taxonomy places the organism in Eukaryota, Apicomplexa, Conoidasida, Eucoccidiorida, Sarcocystidae.